ACGUACGUUUCUUCAUUGACACAUCUGCGGCAAGGUGUUAAUGAAAAAAGCAUGGCUAAGGAAUCAUCUAUUGUGCUAAGCUCGACUAUCCUACCUUAAGGCCGGCCUCUUUAUCCUCCAUUAAUUUCUUUUCUCUUUUGAAACAUUCUUCCACCUGCUUGGCUGCUAUAUGUAUCCCAGGUGUUACUAUGGUUCCGAGAGGAGUCACAGACCAUGUUUUAAGUUGGUGGCUUUCAUGAGAGCUGCUUCUCUUCCCAUGGCUCCAGCAAGAAAUUGUAUGAUGUUGUGCAUUUCUGUGAUGUGUUUUUCUAUAACAACAGCUAGGCUCUUCACUCACGAUGAUGCAAGGAGACCAAGGUCACUAUUCAUGUUUGAAGGUCCCAAGCGUCAAAGAAAUACAGUUAUCGAAGCAAUAAAUAAAUUGAAACUGUCAAAACAUUUCGAUUACGUCAAGGAAGAUCCCACCACCACCCAAACCUAUGAUAUAGCUUCACCUUUCAACUUGCCACCGCUUGAUUCUCUGGCCCCAAUUCCCUUGCCUGAAAAUACUCCUCCGUUCUGCGUGUAUCCUCCCUUUACUCCGCAACCACCUACUACAACCAUACCAACACCUACCAUCUACCCACUACCACCUCCACCACCACCAGCUUCUUACAUGACACCAAUUUUUCCAAUUCCAAAUCCACCAGACAUCAUCCCUAGCCCACCCAGUAACUUUCCUAGUCCUCCAGAGUCUGUGCCUAGUCCACCAGAAUCUGGUCUGACCCCACCAAUCUACAUUCCCAGUCCACCUGGAUAUGUGCCAAGGCCGCCCAUUGGCUUUGUUCCUAGUCCUCCAAUUUUUCUACCACCUAUUGUGUUUCCUCCACCUUCUAUGGCACCUCCCCCGUAUACAGCCGCAGUAUCACCACUUUGGUGCAUUGCUAAACCAACGGUCCCUGAACUUAUCAUUCAAGAAGCAAUAGAUUAUGCUUGUGGAUCUGGAGCUGAUUGCGGGUCAAUCCAGCCAAAUGGGCCAUGCUUCCUACCAGACACAUUGUUCGCGCAUGCUUCGUAUGCUUUCAAUAGCUACUGGCAAAGGACCAAAGCCAUCGGAGGCACAUGUGAUUUCGGAGGGACGGCCAUGCUUGUCACAGUGGAUCCAAGUUUUGAUGGAUGUCAUUUCAUCUAUUAUUGAAUAAUGAACAGGACAGGCAGAGCAUCAAGAGAUUAAAAGGGAAUGCCCGGCCAGGAGAUUAUAUAAAUAAGAAUAUCCUGUUUUGUUUAAUUUUCUUCAGUGACCCUAACAAGAAUUUUGCAGGCUGAGACACAAUUAUUUCUUUAGGUGGUUCCCAUGCAGUUUCUGGUCAACAGGGCUUUUUUACCUUCUCUUGCUCUUCCUUUUCUUCUUUGUCUUGUUCUUGGAAGGGAUCCUACCUCUCUUUUGUGAUAUGUAUGAACUGCUUUGCAGUAACUUCUGAAUAUAUACAGCUAAUAUGGAUAUAAC
Messenger RNA from Nelumbo nucifera (sacred lotus), 1486 nucleotides. RefSeq lists its product as uncharacterized. Lineage: Eukaryota; Viridiplantae; Streptophyta; Magnoliopsida; Proteales; Nelumbonaceae. The record is from RefSeq and is a predicted model, not a curated record.